GCGAGGAGCCGGUAAACGGGCCCCAGCGAGGAGCCGGUAAACGGGCCCCAGCGAGGGGCCAGGGGCACGGGCCUUCCCCGGCCGCCGAGGCCUCGCCUCCCUGCCCGGGCCGCCGCGGCUCCGCCCGCGCCUGGAAGCGACCCGAGCACCCUUUCGGCAGAGCCCGGGCGGCCCCCCCGCAGCUGUUCCCCGCGGCCGCGGCUCUGCCCCCGCUCUGCACGGGGGAUGGCUCGGCAGCGCGGCGGGUUCCUGCAGGAGGCAGCUCACCAAAUCGUCGCGGGAGGCUCGGCGGGUCUUGUAGAAAUUUGCCUGAUGCAUCCCCUUGAUGUAGUGAAAACAAGGUUCCAAAUUCAAAGAGGGAAAACUGAUCCGACCAGUUACAAGAGCCUGGGGGACUGUUUUAGGACUAUUUUCCACCGAGAAGGAUUGCUUGGCUUCUACAAAGGAAUUUUUCCUCCCAUCUUGGCUGAGACACCCAAAAGGGCAGUGAAGUUUUUCACCUUCGAACAAUACAAGAAGCUUCUAGGAUAUGCAUCACUACCACCAGGAUUGGCAUUUGCCGUUGCUGGCUUGGGAUCUGGGUUGACAGAGGCGGUUGUGGUUAACCCUUUUGAAGUAGUAAAGGUUACCUUACAGACAAAUCGGAAUGCCUUCACAGAGCAACCAUCUAGCUUUGUUCAAGCUCGGGAGAUCAUUAAAACCAGUGGGUUGGGCUUCCAAGGACUCAACAAAGGUCUUACUGCAACACUGGGCCGUCAUGGAGUUUUUAACAUGGUUUACUUUGGAUUCUACUUCAAUGUGAAGAACAUUCUUCCAGUCAAUAAAGAUCCAAAUUUGGAGUUUUUGAGGAAAUUCGGAAUUGGGCUGGUCUCGGGAACAAUAGCCUCAAUUAUUAACAUUCCUUUUGAUGUUGCAAAAAGUAGGAUUCAAGGACCACAGCCAGUUCCUGGAGAGAUCAAGUACAGAACCUGUUUUAAAACUAUGGCAACAGUCUAUAAAGAGGAAGGAUUUCUGGCUCUGUACAAAGGUUUGGUUCCCAAGAUCAUGAGGCUUGGUCCAGGGGCUGUAAAGAACAGAUGCUAAAAGGCCAAUCGCAUGAGCUGGGAUGACUUGCGUAAGCCUAGAAGACCACAACGAUAAGGAUAGUUUAAAAUUGGGUUUGUUGUUUGACCCCUUCUCACUUGUUGAUAGUCCACAUUCAGGAGCACAAUGGUUGAGAACCAGAUCAUCUUUGACUUUUAGACUAUUUUUCCCUGACUGGCUUCGAUUUAUCAUGAAAGCAGAGCAUGGAGCCCUUAGGCUUGGCCGGCCCACAUAUGCAGUUUGUGUCAAAAACAGCUGAAGCCCCAAUUUGAACAGUAUCACAUCGCUGGGAAAUUGUAUUUCUAGUUGUGCAGCGUGAUUUAAUAGGCAAGAACACACAUGGUUAAAAGCAAGUAAGUACAGAGACUGUUCUGCAGUAUAAAGGAGGCACUAGGUUUGUCUGUAAAUGUUUGCAUAUCCAGUGUGUCUGGCUAAGUGCUAGAACAUGCCUGGUUAUUGUGCAGGGUAAAGGAAGAAGGUGGGGAAGGGAAACAAGGAAGCUAGGCAUAACUCUGGAGCUAAAAGCCUUUUCCCUCGUACUCCAAAGAUACUAAAUUACAUACAGGACAAAUAGAAGGCAGGGUUUCACUUCCCCGGUGCCCAUUAGCACAACAGGUUUUGGAAUAAAAUUUUAACUCACAAAUGACUAUUCGUUCUGGCCCCGAUCCAGCAAGUCAGUCAAGUGUGCACGUAGUUUUAAACGCUUUUGUAGUUCCACUGACUAAUAUAUAGAUGUGGCUUUCUGAUGAAACAAUAAUGCAUUCUUCGUUGUGACUAGAAAGGUAAUUCCUUCUUUCAAUAUGUGAAUGCUUUCAGAAGAAGAGAUACCCAAACAAAUCACACAGUAUAAGAAUUGGAAUUGGUCUUGAUUUCAGUUCACAUCACAUCUUAGACAUUGUGUCUAUGACUUGUUUGAUGGUCAAAGCCUUUCAAGAACUUUUCUCUGUCUAGCUCUCUGUUUAUUGCUGCUCAUAGAAGAUUCCAAGUCUGAUAAUGGUUAACACAGAUAAGUAACAUGGGAAAACUCCUCUAGUAGUUCCUGGUUGUCUGAGCCUAUCCCAUCUACCUGGAAAGAUGAGCCCAGUUCAGCAGAAGACUUGUUAGCGGUGCCACUUUGACCUCUUAACUCAGCCAACAGGCAAAGGAAAAGGAAAAGAAAAUAUUUAUGUCCCAGUGCUGGCACCUACAAGUAACACAUUGUAACGCACUUCUAAUCCUGCAGCCUGGAAUCAGAUUUUCUUUCCCCAUCUUCUCCAACUCGAAGCUUCUCUAUAUGCUCAGUGUUAUAUAUAUAUAUUUAUACACACAAACACACACAUACACUUUCUGAAAUGUUCCCUUCUUUAGGUCCUACAGUAAUUACAGCCCAGUUACAGAAGGGCUUUAGUCUCACUUCGCUAACAGUAAAGAUACUUCAUUGCAUCAAGCUGGGAUUUUAUACUAUUAUCAGUUCGAGCAGAUAAAGUCAUUUCAUCAGAUGAAAACUUUGCCUGUGGAUUCAUAGCCAGGUACAGGCACAGCCAGAUUAUACUCAUUUCGAUAUUGUGAUCUUCUGCUUUAGACAUGGUAAACAAACAGCUGAAAAGUUUUCUUGAAUCUUACCUGAAAGCAUUUUCAUCACCCUGGUGAUGAAUUUUUUGUCAUUCCACCACUGAAGCUGCUCUUUCAUGGACAAAUCUAACUCUAAACACACAAAUAUAUAUAUAUUCAUAUUAAUAACUUCACUUGUAAACGAACAAAGAAAAAUAUUAAUCUUGAAAAUCUGUUAAAAGGACUCACAUUGAGGGUGAUUUUAAUUUAAUAUACAAGCUUUUUACAUCGACAUUAUGGUCUAAUAUUAAGUAAAAUUGGUACGGUUUAAGAAUUAGUGAAUUUUUAGCCAAUUAGGGAUUUAGUAGAAUUAUUCAUUUUGCAAAUAAAGCUUUGGCAUAUCCUAGUUUAGAUUACACACUACAAAUAGUCUGCAAUAUCUUGAAAUAUUGAAUUUUACAUGUAGUAAAAUACUAUCUUUUC
This is a messenger RNA of Cuculus canorus (common cuckoo), 3096 nucleotides long. RefSeq names its product solute carrier family 25 member 21 (gene SLC25A21). The coding region runs from base 226 to 1083 and encodes 285 amino acids. The record is from RefSeq and is a predicted model, not a curated record. NCBI's taxonomy places the organism in Eukaryota, Metazoa, Chordata, Aves, Cuculiformes, Cuculidae. Gene Ontology annotation, biological process: transmembrane transport. The transcript has 10 exons.